CCCUCAAAAUAAACCAAUAAAAAUAUUGACAUGUAAAAGCAGUAGCGGAUUUCUCUUAUUCAGAAUUCAGAAGGAAUCAACAAUGUUGUAUGCAACAAGGUUUAUGGUUUCUGUUCGUCAAAUCCCUAAUUUUGUUCCACUCUCCACUCUUCCUCCUUCCUGGACAAGCCUUCACUUUCAUUCUGAGCCUCCAUCCCUUGCUGAAGUUGACGAUGCUGUUGAUUCCUUUACUCGCAUGCUCACUAUGCGUCGUACUCCUCCCAUCAUCCAAUUUAACAAGAUUUUGGGAUCCCUUGCCAAGACGAAGCAUUUCCACGCCGCCGUUUCCCUUUUUCAGCAAUUGCAAGCCAGGGGAAUCGCUCCCGACUUUUUUACUUUAAACAUCUUAAUCAAUUGUUGUUGCGGCAUGGGUCGUAUGACGCUUGCUUUCUCUGUAUUGGCCAAGAUUUUCAGGAUGGGUUUUCAGUCUAAUACCAUAACGUUCACAACAAUCCUGAAAGGUCUCUGUCUCUGUGGUAAUGUUGAAAAAGCAAUGCACUUCCAUGAUAUAGUGCGGGAUCAUGGAUUUCAGCUUAAUGAAGUCACCUAUGGGACCUUGGUUAAUGGACUUUGUAAGGCCGGACACACAGCAGCUGCUAUUCAAGUGUUGAAAAAGAUCCCACAGUAUGGGAUUGUUCCUAAUGUUGUCAUGUACAGCGCAAUUAUUGAUAGCCUCUGCAAGGAUACACUUGCAGCCAUUCAUAUACUAAAUCAUAUGAUGCUCAAAAACAUUACUCCAGGUGUUCGGACCUAUAGUAUUUUGAUCGAUGGGCUAUGCAAGGAAGGAAAGAUCAAAGAUGCUAACAACGUGUUGGCUGUGAUGACAAAACAUGGUGUGAAACCAGAUGUGGUUACUUAUAACAGCUUAAUGGAUGGGUAUUGUUUGGUUAAGCAGGUAAAUAAGGCAAAAUAUGUAUUCAACACAAUGGCCCAAAGUAGUGUGUCUCCUAAUGUUUGUAGUUACAAUAUUAUGAUUAAUGGCUUGUGCAAAAGUAAAAUGGUCAAUGAUGCCUUGAAUCUCCUUGAAGAGAUGCGUUGCAAGAACUUGGUUCCCGACAUAUUUACUUACACUACUUUAAUUGAUGGCUUGGGAAAAUCAAGGAGAAUCCUUUGUGCUGUGGAGCUUCUUGAAAAGAUGCAUGAUAGAGGUCAACAUGCUGAUAUAUUCACUUACAAUUCCUUGCUGGAUGCUUUGUUCAGUAUGAAACAACAUGACAAGGCACUUAUGUUAUUCAAUCAAAUGAAAGAGAGUGGUAUUGAUCCAAAUAUAUAUACAUACAGCAUACUUAUAGAUGGCUUGUGCAAAAGUGGAAGACUUGAAAAUGCAAAAGAGAUAUUUCAAGAUCUUUCCAUUAAAGGCUAUCGUCCAGAUGUGAAGACAUACACCAUUAUCGUCCAGAUCUUUCCAUUUCAUAUUAAUGCCUUUAAAUAUUCACAUGAUUGUGAUUCUUUAUUCUGCUUUACCCACACCUAAGUGUUUUCUUUGCCGUUGCUUGUUUUACGGCAUUUUCGGUGACUAGAUGGCUGUUAUAUGUGGCUUGGCGGAUCUAUCAUUGUUUGCUUUUGUGUUUUUGUAAUUAUAUAUGUGCAUUGAUG
This is a messenger RNA of Arachis ipaensis, 1635 nucleotides long. The record is from RefSeq and is a predicted model, not a curated record. Lineage: Eukaryota; Viridiplantae; Streptophyta; Magnoliopsida; Fabales; Fabaceae.